UGGAGGCACCGGAGGUGGAUCGGUCCCUGGUCAUGCCCGGUGGAAGGAGGGGACCCAGUCGGCAGCAGCUAAGCCGUUCAGCUUUGCCUUCUCUCCAGACUCUGGUCGGUGGGAGCUGUGGCAACGGUGCUGGUUUGAGAAACAGGAAUGGUAGUGCCAUCAGCCUUUCUGCACCACCCAUCACAGCCCUGAUUACUCCAGAGCCUGUACGGCACUGCCAGAUCCCUGAACUGCCUCUGGACGGGAGCCUGCUCUUUGAGUUCCUGUUCUUCAUAUAUCUGCUAGUAGCCCUCUUCAUUCAGUACAUCAACAUCUACAAAACCGUCUGGUGGUACCCGUACAAUCAUCCUGCUUCCUGCACCUCACUGAAUUUUCACCUCAUUGACUACCACCUGGCGGCAUUCAUUACAGUGAUGCUGGCACGGAGACUCGUGUGGGCCCUUAUCUCCGAGGCCUCUCAGGUGGGCGCAACAUCAGUGAUUCACUAUGUGGUGCGCCUGGUGCUGCUCACCCUCUGUGGAUGGGUGCUCUGCUGGACUUUGGUCAAUCUCUUCCGCAGCCAUUCUGUCCUCAACCUUCUCUUCCUGGGCUACCCGUUUGGUGUGUACGUUCCUCUGUGCUGCUUCCACCAGGACAGCAGAGCACAGCCCCUCCCUGCAGACUGUGGUUACUUGGUACAAGAUCAGAUGGUGGACGAUGGGGCUUCAGGUGUCAGCAGCCUCGUCAAACCCAAAGAUUUCCUCUCUCUUCUGUGGGACUCCGUGAGAGAACAGUUCAAUAAUCCCACAUCUAUCCCCACCCACAGCUGUCCCCUCUCCCCAGAUCUCAUCCGUAAUGAGGUGGAGUGCCUAAAAGCAGACUUCAACCACCGGAUCAAGGAAGUUCUCUUCAACUCUCUCUUCAGUGCCUACUAUGUGGCCUUCCUGCCGCUGUGUUUUGUGAAGAGCACCCAGUACUACGACAUGCGCUGGUCCUGUGAGCACCUCAUCAUGGUGUGGAUCAACGCCUUUGUCAUGCUCACCACGCAGCUGCUGCCCCCCAAGUACUGCGACCUGCUCCACAGAUCAGCUGCCCACCUGGGCAAGUGGCAGAAGCUGGAACAUGGUUCCUACAGCAAUGCUCCACAGCACAUCUGGUCAGAAAACACCAUCUGGCCCCAGGGAGUGCUGGUGCGACGCAGCCGAUGCCUGUACAAAGCAGUUGGGCCUUACAAUGUAGCAGUGCCUUCAGACGCCUCCCAUGCCCGCUUCUACUUCCUUUUCCACCGUCCAUUACGGCUGCUCAACCUGCUCAUCCUCAUUGAAGGCAGCGUGGUCUGCUACCAGCUCUACUCACUGCUGCGCUCAGAGAAGUGGAACCAUACGCUCUCCAUGGCCCUCAUCCUCUUCUGCAACUAUUACGUCUUAUUUAAGCUCCUCCGGGACCGGAUAGUAUUAGGCAGGGCAUAUUCCUACCCACUCAACAACUAUGGACUCAAGGCACACUAGGCUGGCCAAUCGUGUACCCCUUUCCUUUCCCUUCCCACAGGACAGGGAGAGAACCUCAGAAAAAAUAUUUUCGUACAGUUCUAUUUUUUUCUUGCGGCGUUUAUAAAUAUUUAAAAUAUUUUAUAUUUUGUAUACUAUUGUUUUUGUGGGGUGGGAAGGGAACCAGUGGCAAUUAAAUGUCGCUUUAUAAACCAGGUGUUAUUUUAUAUAUAUAUAUAAAAAAAAUCAGUGUGUAUA
Molecule: messenger RNA, 1724 nt
Organism: Tinamus guttatus (white-throated tinamou)
Lineage: Eukaryota; Metazoa; Chordata; Aves; Tinamiformes; Tinamidae
Gene: TMEM39A
Product: transmembrane protein 39A
Biological process (GO): negative regulation of autophagosome assembly; negative regulation of autophagosome maturation
Cellular component (GO): endoplasmic reticulum membrane
Source: RefSeq, a predicted model, not a curated record